This is a messenger RNA of Lemur catta (Ring-tailed lemur), 1512 nucleotides long. RefSeq names its product family with sequence similarity 221 member A (gene FAM221A). Bases 41 to 874 code for a protein of 277 amino acids. The transcript has 7 exons. Lineage: Eukaryota; Metazoa; Chordata; Mammalia; Primates; Lemuridae. The record is from RefSeq and is a predicted model, not a curated record.
GGCCGGUGCUGGCGCGGGCGCCCUCGGUGCCCCGCCGGCCAUGGAGCGGCUGAGCCUGCCUCCCGGCGGCGCGGCGGCCGUGGACGAGUACCUGGAGUACCGCAGAAUUGUUGGUGAGGACGAUGGAGGGAAACUUUUUACUCCUGAAGAAUAUGAAGAAUACAAAAGAAAAGUUUUACCUAUGCGCUUACAAAACAGAUUAUUUGUGAGCUGGCGGUCACCAACUGGAAUGGAUUGUAAACUUGUGGGCCCAGAGACACUGUGUUUUUGUACACAUAGGUAUAAACAACAUAAAACUGAUUUUGAAAGGAUUCCUGAGCAGCGCCCCAUUGAUCUGCCUUGCCGGGUGACUGGCUGCCAGUGCAGGGCUUACCUGUAUGUCCCUUUGAAUGGCACUCAGCCCAUUCGCUGCAGAUGCAAGCACUUUGCUGAUCAGCACAGUGCUGCGCCUGGCUUUGCAUGUAACGCAUGUUCCAAGUGUUCAGGAUUCCAUAGCUGCUUCACUUGUGCUUGCGGUCAGCCUGCAUAUGCCCAUGACACAGUAGUGGAAACUAAGCAAGAAAGAUUGGCUCAGGGAAAACCAGCAGGACGAGAUGUUCCAUACGCAGCAAUGGGAGGAUUAACUGGUUUCAGCUCACUGGCAGAAGGCUACAUGAGAUUGGAUGACAGUGGAAUCGGUGCACCUUCAGUUGAACUUUUAGAAUCUCCAGUUACAGCCAUGGACCACCCAUUUCUAAAAGCAUUUCAAGCACAAAGUAUUUCUUCUCCAGAAACAUUAACAGAUGCAGGUACAAGUAGCCAAGUUUCUUCCUUAAGGAGACCCAAAGAAGAUGAUAUGGCUUUUUUUGAAAGACGAUACCAGGAGAGGGGGUAAGGCAGUAGUGCUGCCUCUGGAAACUGGUAUGUGUGAAUGUGAGUGGUGGCGAGUCAGAGACAGGUGGGCUUUGUGUUCUCUGGGGUCCUUAAUCCCAUGGAAAAGGCUUAUAUGAGUCUAAAAAGUGAGAAGGCCACGGCUUGGGGUAUGUGUGCUGCUGCUUUGCUGUAACUAUAAUGAAGGGAGGGCAAGACCUUCAGGAAGCUAACUGUGGAAUGUAGAAACCAGAGUUAUAGGAAAGCAUCCUUAAAGCAGUCCGUGUUUUGGAGAUAAUCCAGCUGGAUUAGGUGUAUUCUGUAACUUUGAAAGGGAAUGUGCAUAGAUUGGAUAUAAAGUUAGGCAUUUAAGUUUUUUAUUAAUUUUUAAUUUUAGUAGCAGUUGAAACUAAUUUGUUCUCUUGUCUAAAGCAGUAUUCAUUUAUAUGUUAUUUUUGUUAAAAAUCCUUUGGUAAAGUUAAAAUCAAAUCAUUUAAAAAUAUGCAAUUAUAUCCCUUUAUGAGAUUUUGGCUUUACUAUUUAGCAGCCUAAUAACUGUGUGGAAUGGCUAUGUUAAAUAAGAUGUGGAUCCAAAUGAGGUUAAUGCAACCUUUUUUUUGUUUAGAAUGGUUUACAAAUUAUUAUAUCAAUAAAUAUUUUAAA